This is a messenger RNA of Giardia duodenalis, 861 nucleotides long. RefSeq lists its product as uncharacterized. The record is from RefSeq and is a predicted model, not a curated record. The coding region runs from base 1 to 861 and encodes 286 amino acids. The transcript has a single exon. NCBI's taxonomy places the organism in Eukaryota, Fornicata, Diplomonadida, Hexamitidae.
AUGGAGACUAGUCUCGUUGUGGACAAAGACGGGUUUUUCACAAGUAGUUAUCACCGUAUCUUUGAUCCUAAGAACUUGGAGUUAUCCUACGAGAGCUCCAAUCUUGUGUUAGAAGAUGUCGACUCUGCCUUUGAUGAGGCGGUCGAAAGGCAUAACUACAUUCGUUCUCGCCGUCACUGCAUCAGGCAGCGUGAAGAUAAGCCAUACAAGGCCACAAAGGAUCCCAUCUUUGCACCGUCACAGGAGGCAUUUUCGGAGGUAUGCGAUGAUUAUAUUCGUCGCUCUCCAAGUCGUUACAGCUGUAGUCCGCGUAGAAGAGGUAGAUAUAUAAUGGCACAGCAAGGCAUUACAAUUUCAGAAAGUAGCGACCCUGUUCAGCGAGACAUCUCUGCCCAGUACAGUUCACCCAGUAAUUCCAGUUUCAGUAGCUAUAAUAUUAACACAGAUGUUAUUCAUUCGUUGACCCAUCAAUUAGCUGGAGUCGCACUUAGCAGGUCUGAGAGUAUACUCAGUGACAGUAUGUGCAACUCAACUCUAUCCAAAUCUGCGUAUAGGGCUCCACUUUCUAUCUCCAUUAGUAAGUGCUUCAAACAGACCUCAAACAACAUCUCUAGCUCUGCUUCCACUGGUGCACGGCGGGGUUGCUUGCAGCUUCUUUCUAGUCAGGUGGCGGUACCAAGUAAUCAGACUAGUGUACACUCGCCUAUAAAGUCAGCGUCUUCCUUGCUAGAGCUCCCCAGUACCAGGACUAGUUAUCUAACACUGUCACGAGCCGGUCCAAGAUUCCGAAAGACCAAGAGUCCAGACAAGCCGUCUCUGACUAUUACUGUGAGAAGUUUAAAUCCCCUGUUAUCUACAUAG